Messenger RNA from Medicago truncatula (barrel medic), 1644 nucleotides. Its product is annotated as tryptophan aminotransferase-related protein 2. Gene Ontology annotation, biological process: amino acid metabolic process. The record is from RefSeq and is a predicted model, not a curated record. Lineage: Eukaryota; Viridiplantae; Streptophyta; Magnoliopsida; Fabales; Fabaceae. The coding region runs from base 263 to 1576 and encodes 437 amino acids. The transcript is spliced from 6 exons. Gene Ontology annotation, molecular function: carbon-sulfur lyase activity; transaminase activity.
UCCAUGGAAACCGAGAUUGAGUCUUUUAGACUCAAAUUCAGAGUUUCACCCUUUUACUUAUUCUGAAAACAAGUGGUUUUCUGAAACAUGACAACCUUGCUGAUUGAAUUUACAAUCUUCCAAGACGCUACCUCUUAGAAUAGGUAUUAGAAUAUUCUUUUAUUGACAAAAAAUAACCAUUUUAGUUUCAUAAUUUCAGCAAGAGAGAACUUUGGUCUGUAACUUUUAAACACUCGUCACAAAAAGUGAUUUUGAUUACAAGAUGAUGGCGAAUUUUCCAGCUAUGCUUUCUUUGAGGCACUUGCUAGUUUUAUCUCUAGCUUUGAAUGUUAGCUUGAUUCUUAGAAUGGUGUAUGAAGGUGAUGAUCAACAAGGAAGCAAUAACCAAAACAUGGGAAGGAUUAUUCAAAAAUCACGUUUGGUUAUACCCUCUACAAUUUCUGCUAAUUCUACUCGUAAAGAUCAUGCUGGAGUUAUGGAUAAAAUAAUUAACCUAGACCAUGGCGACCCAACAAUGUACGAACGUUAUUGGCGACAAAUGGGAGACAAGACCACAAUAAUAAUACCAGGAUGGCAAUCUAUGAGUUAUUUUUCUGAUCCAACAAGCAUUUGUUGGUUUCUUGAGCCAGAAUUUUCAAAGGAAGUAGUGAGGUUACAUAAUGUGGUUGGAAAUGCAGUAACACAAGGUCGACACGUUGUUGUUGGAACAGGUUCAUCUCAGUUAAUUCUUGCUGCUCUUUAUGCUCUCUCUUCCCCUCAUGCUACUGAACCUAUCAGCGUUGUAUCUGCCGUACCUUAUUACUCGUCCUAUCCAUCAAUGGCAGAUUUCCAGAAAUCAGGACUAUACAAAUGGGCUGGAGAUGCAGAGAGUUUUAACAAAGAUGGUCCUUACAUUGAGCUGGUUACUUCUCCUAAUAAUCCUGAUGGAUAUACAAGGAAAUCAGUAGUGAACCGAAACCAAGGACUAUUAAUCCAUGACCUUGCCUAUUAUUGGCCACAAUACACUCCAAUACUAUUUGCUUCAGAUUAUGAUCUUACUCUUUUCACUGUCUCAAAAAGCACCGGUCACGCUGGAACGCGCAUAGGGUGGGCUCUUGUCAAAGAUCCUGAGGUAGCAAAGAAAAUGACUAAAUUCAUAGAGCUGAAUACAAUUGGUGUCUCCAAGGAUUCUCAACUCAGAGCUGCCAAGGUUUUGAAAGCAGUGUCUGACAGCUGCGAAGAAGAAUAUUCUCAAGGUGGAGAAGAAUCAUUUUUCAAGUACAGCUACAAGGCCCUGGAGCAAAGGUGGAAGCUACUGAGAGUAGCAGUUGAUAGUGGUGGUUUAUUCAGUUUGCCCAAAUUUUCUUCUGCAUUCUGCACCUUUCUCAAUCAAGAGUCGGAGAUUCAACCAGCUUUUGCUUGGUUAAAGUGUGAAGGGGAUAUAGAGGACUGCGGCAGUUUCCUUCGAGGACACAAGAUUUUGACUAGAAGUGGUGAACAAUUUGGGGCGAGCCCAAAAUAUGUAAGAAUUAGCAUGUUGGAUACAGAUGAACAUUUUAUGCAGUUGAUAUAUAGGUUAACUACUAUACAGAAGUGAAAAUGGAAAUUUGUUAUUGACAAUGUAUUUAUAAUAAAUAAAUAAUGAUAAUUCCGAUAUAAGUAUAA